This is a messenger RNA of Ipomoea nil (Japanese morning glory), 648 nucleotides long. RefSeq names its product RNA-directed DNA polymerase homolog. The record is from RefSeq and is a predicted model, not a curated record. The coding region runs from base 1 to 648 and encodes 215 amino acids. The transcript has a single exon. NCBI's taxonomy places the organism in Eukaryota, Viridiplantae, Streptophyta, Magnoliopsida, Solanales, Convolvulaceae.
AUGCCUGAGGUUGACCGGUCGAUCAUAACGCAUAGGUUGGCGGUCGAUCCCGACCUCAGGCCUGUGGAUCAGAAGAGAAGGCAUUUGUCAAAUGAUCGCAUGGACUUUGUGAAGCGGGAAGUAGAUACGCUGCUAGCCGCGGGGCACAUUCAGGAGGUUAAAUAUCCCGGCUGGCUGGCCAGCGUGGUGUUGGUGCCCAAGCCGCCGGCGUGGAGAAUGUGCGUCGACUACACCGACCUCUACAAGGCCUGUCCGAAGGAUCCCUUCCCUUUGCCCCGAAUCGAUCAGCUGGUAGACGACACGGCUGGCUAUGCCUUGCUCAGCUUCAUGGAUGCUUUCCGCUGCUACCAUCAGGUAUUCAUGCACGAGUCGGAUGAAGAAAAGACCGCCUUUAUCACCCCGGAAGGGGUAUACUGCUAUAGGGUAAUGCCUUUCGGUCUUAAAAAUGCUGGAGCCACUUAUACUCGAAUGGUAGCCCGAUUGUUCAAAGGGUUGAUAGGCGGAUCCAUGGCCGCUUACGUUGAUGAUAUGCUUGUCAAGAGCAAGGAGGAAACUAACCACGUGAAGGAUCUGACAGAUUGUUUUGUAAUUAUGAGGAAGUUCAACCUAAGGUUAUACCCCAAGAAGUGCGCGUUCGCGGUUAAAUGA